Molecule: messenger RNA, 968 nt
Organism: Trifolium pratense (red clover)
Lineage: Eukaryota; Viridiplantae; Streptophyta; Magnoliopsida; Fabales; Fabaceae
Product: 21.7 kDa class VI heat shock protein
Exons: 3
Coding region: 169-747 (192 amino acids)
Source: RefSeq, a predicted model, not a curated record
GAAAAGAAAAUAUUCCAUUAUAUCUUUACAGCCUUAAAAAAUUCCAAAGGAAUUUAUUCUAUAUGUUUGAUUAUGAAAAAUAGCUUCUCUUUCACUAUAAGAGAAAAAUACCACAAAACUCUCUUACCAAAAGCCUCAUAAUUUUGUUGAGUCUUUGUGAGAAGAAAUAUGGCUAGUUCUAACAAGAAGAUUGAGGUGAUUUUAGAUGAUCAAACUCCAAAUAAAUGGUGUGUUUCAUUAGGAGAAGAAACUUACAAAAGAUUCAUUAGUAUGGCUAAUCCAAUAGUUCAUAAGGUUUUUGGUGAUGGAUCACUUUUUAGUCCAAUGUUGUUUGGAAAAUUCUUUGAUCCUUCUGAUGCAUUUCCUCUAUGGGAGUUUGAGUCAGAUGUUUUGUUAUCUCAUCUAAGAAACUCUAACAAAAGCACUGUGGAUUGGCAUCACACAGAUGAAGGUUAUAUAUUAAAAGCAGAAACACCUGGAAAUGGGAAAAAUAACAUUCAAGUUCAUGUUGACAAAGGGAAGGUGGUGGAAAUUAGUGGACCAUGGAAGCAACAAAGAGACUUAAAGGCAAAUGAUUGGAAGUGUGGUCAUUGGUGGGAAAAUGGAUAUGUAAGAAGGCUUGAAAUGCCAGAGGAUGCUGAUUGGAAGAAUAUACAAGCAUUCAUAUAUAAUGAUAUAUUUUUAGAAAUUCAAAUACCAAAAUUCCAAAAGGGUUUUGAUCAUGCUCAAGGAAAAGGUGUUGCUUGAGAUUCAAUCAUGCUUGCAGAAGAAACAAUGUAAAAUUGAAAAUGAUCAUCAAAGAACAAAGCAAGGGACUAUUGUAGACUACACUAGCAAAGGAAAUUUUUUUAACGCCGUAAUUUUGUUGAAGCUCUAAAGUGUAGGCUGCACUGAAAAAUGAAACUUGUUUAUCAUAACUAAGUGUAUGUUUGGAUUGAUCGUGAGUUAGACACUUUGAUUUUGUUGAA